This is a messenger RNA of Pomacea canaliculata, 1031 nucleotides long. RefSeq lists its product as uncharacterized. Lineage: Eukaryota; Metazoa; Mollusca; Gastropoda; Architaenioglossa; Ampullariidae. The record is from RefSeq and is a predicted model, not a curated record. Gene Ontology annotation, cellular component: membrane. The transcript has 5 exons. Bases 114 to 1031 code for a protein of 305 amino acids.
UCGGGUAGGCAACGGAUAACAGUACCCAUGCAUCUGCAUCAUUCUUUGAACUGGAAGUGUCAGUGGAAAUCGUUUCAGCAAACCGCCAGAGCAUCUUAGACUGCUGAAUUUUCAUGAUGAAUUAUCUGAUGGAUGUGGAGCAGGGGAGGUCAGUACCACAGAUGGAAAUACAGGGAGCUAACACAAGAAACGACCUUUUCCCCUUCACAGCUCUGCAUGUGCUCGGGUCCCUGCACAUCGUCAUCGGCGUCACAUCAGUCGUACUAGGAGCUGUAGACCUCGUCUUUCUCCUCGUUAAUUAUCAGAAGGAAGCUGCUGACUACGGUGCGCAUGCUCACAAUGGUGUGACCUUUGACACUUUGGCGUCAUUGACGGUGGCGUCGGCUCCUGUGUGGUGCGGUGCGUGGUAUGUCGUUACAGGGUCUAUGGGGUCAUGUGUUUCGAGGGAGAGGUCACAUAGCCUACGGUUGUGGAAAACAGCAUUCCUCGUCCUGAGUGUGCUGUGUGCAGUUUUCUUCUCUCCAGCCUGCGCCACCUUGUCUGGCAUCAUUGCUAUCAUGCGCCACACCCUGGACUCCACAAAGCUCAUCUGGAUGGCCAGCGCCGGGGCGACCUGCCUCUCCGUCUGCGAGUUCGUCAUCGCCGUCAUCAGCGCCUCUGUCUGCUGCUGCUGCGCCCCCCUGCGACUAAACAAGGUCCACGUCCUCUUCACCGAACCAGAACACCGAACCCCACCCACUGUAGGUCGCCACCCGUUCGAGAGGGACCUGAAUCUUUUGCGGAUGAGACCGUUCCCCUCUCCCAGUCGUACUCUCACAGUCCGCGAGAUGGGAGUGCAGACUGAGCCUCCAAGUCACGUGGAGCCCUCUUUCACCGAGCAGGUCCCUCGUCUACACGGACAGCGCCAUCCACGGCAAACACUUCUUCCCCACCCGUACCUACCUCAGGACUAUCCCGACAGCCCACCCGGAAGCCCAAUGUCCUAUCAGCAGUUGAAAAACUGGGCUCUUCCUUAUGAUGACUACUACUGA